Messenger RNA from Ambispora gerdemannii, 909 nucleotides. The record is from the annotation of a GenBank genome assembly. Lineage: Eukaryota; Fungi; Glomeromycota; Glomeromycetes; Archaeosporales; Ambisporaceae.
AUGACAGAAACAAUUGAUUCAGCUACUUCUAAACCAAAAAGUGAUUUGUAUGUCCAUGCCAGCCUUGACGCGGGCACUUCUCAGCAUUUGCAUGUUGGCGAUAAUAAUAAAUUUAGUGAUGACGCAGUCAUAACGGAUUGUUCUUUGCCUAGUUCUCCUUCACAGUAUUUUACGUGUUUGGUUGAAAUGACACAGGAAACGCCAGCUAUUAUUCCACAUGAACCAAUGCAAAUAGAUAACAAUGAUGAAUUUUCAAUUACAGAAUUUGCUCCGGCAAUUCUUACACCUGAGCAAACCGAUGGCAACCUUGUCCAAUAUAAGAAAAAUACGGGUGAUACUGAAAACCCGGUAAUAGCAGAAGAUAAAUACAAAGUAAAGCAGGAAUGGGUCAAGAGAAUGCGUGUUAAGUUUUGUGUUCAACCGGAAUUUGAAAUUACAAAGAAUAUGAUACAUCCCGAUGGAACAUUGAAUCAAGCCUACUUUCGGCCAACCCAAGGUGCAAUACUUAGUCAAAGUAAUGGACAACGUAAAUGGACCGAGAAAGAACGUUCAUUACUCAUUCAAGGGAUAGCAAAAUAUGGAAUUGGACAUUUUCGCGAAAUCUCAGACAAUUUAUUGCCGGGUUGGGGCGCACAAGAUCUACGCGUAAAAACAAUGCGUCUAAUGGGCCGCCAAAACCUGCAACUAUAUAAAGAUUGGAAAGGAAAUGAAGACGCGAUUCGAAAAGAGUACGAAAAAAAUAAAGAAAUUGGAGUAAAGACUGGAAUGUGGAAAGCUGGGACAUUAGUAUACGAUGAUGAUGGGUUGGUGGUUAAAAUGAUUAAAGAGUUGGAAAAGAAAAAGAGAAACAAAAGUCUGGCGGUGAGGGAUGAUGAUAAAGAGGAGGAAGAAAGGGAAGAGGAAACGUGA